AUGUCAGCGAAAGAGUGUGGCUUUCGUGCAGGGGAAUGGAAUGUAUCCUGGCUUGUUGAGUCUAUUACUGAAGGUAGCUGUGAGACCCCCAAGAGACCACUGUGUCCCCGGGGUCGAGGACGGGCCCAGUUAGGAGGAUGGUUUGCUGCUCCUAAUGAUGGCGCUAAACUGAUGUGUCUGGACGAGAGGUUUGGCAUCCAAGCAGGAAAGUGCGUCGUCUUGUCCUUCGGUGUAAAUAACGAAUGGUCUUUCGAAGAUGACGCCGAGAAGUUGGGGUGUAAGGUGUACGCCUUCGACCCCACUAUGGGCAUGGGGGACCACCAGAGGACGCCCAGCAUCCAGUUCUUCAAGCUUGGCAUCUCGGACGUCGAAGGAGAGAAGAAGAUCGGCAUGAACCCAGUUGCAACGGACUUCAAUUUUCACAAACCGUUCCCCGUCGACCGCUACGAGAACAUCGUCCGGCGUCUGGGACUCGAAGGCCGCGUCAUCGACUACGUCAAGAUGGACAUCGAACUCGCCGAGCUGGACGUCCUGCGCGACCUGCUGGACAACUCGCCUCGCCUCCUCAGGAACAUCAACCAAUUAGCUAUAGAAAUCCAUGAUGAUUAUCGAAUUGGAGACUUCGGUCCCAACAGCACCGUGCGGAAAUUCUGGCCGUUUUUCCACAGGCUUCGCUGUCACGGCUUCUCCAUCAUGAUGUCCCAAGCGAAUGCCCUUUGGUGGGAGGUGGUGUGGGGUCGGGACACUGCUGGCAUCCCCUUGGCAGAAUAAAAGCAGUGACACUGU
Molecule: messenger RNA, 786 nt
Organism: Penaeus chinensis
Lineage: Eukaryota; Metazoa; Arthropoda; Malacostraca; Decapoda; Penaeidae
Exons: 5
Coding region: 1-771 (256 amino acids)
Source: RefSeq, a predicted model, not a curated record